Molecule: messenger RNA, 1656 nt
Organism: Cololabis saira (Pacific saury)
Lineage: Eukaryota; Metazoa; Chordata; Actinopteri; Beloniformes; Belonidae
Gene: ankrd34bb
Product: ankyrin repeat domain 34Bb
Exons: 2
Coding region: 1-1656 (551 amino acids)
Molecular function (GO): protein binding
Source: RefSeq, a predicted model, not a curated record
AUGCAGGAAACAACAGGAGUUGGAACAGAGGGUAAUUCUCUGCUCAAGGCGGUCUACUUGAGUCGACUGCGACUGACUCGGCUUCUCCUUGAGGGAGGGGCUUACAUAAAUGAGAGUAAUGAGCAUGGCGAGACACCACUUAUGGUAGCCUGCAAGACACGUCAUACUGAUGCUCAGAGUGUACCCAAACACAAGAUGGUUCGGUAUCUUCUAGAAAACGGUGCUGAUCCAAACAUUCAAGACAAGAAGGGGAGAACGGCUCUGAUGCAUGCAUGCCUUGAAAAAACUGAGCCUGAAAUUCUGUCCUUGCUGCUCAGUAAUGGAGCUGAUCCAACUCUGGAGGAUCACGCGGGUUUUUCAGCAUUAGUUUAUGCAAUCAAUUUAGGUAACAGGGAUGUCCUUGCUGUCCUCCUGGAAGCCUGCAAAGCAAAGGGUAAGGAGGUUAUUAUUAUCACUACCAACAAGAUGCCAUCUGGCCAACAGAUGACAAAGCAGUACCUUAAUGUUCCUCCACCUCCCGAUCUUGAGGAGCGUCUACAUUGCGUCCCAGCAUCUAGUUGCAUGUCGUCAUAUCCACAAGCGUCUCUGCAGGGCCCCUCAGCAACUGCCUCUUCCAAAUAUGGCAGUUCCUUUCUCGGUUUCAGAGAUCCCCCAAGUUUAGACGUGGGACCUAACCAAGGAACAUCUCCACCAGGUUCUCCAACACAGCAUCCUGGAUCUUCAUGUGUUUCUGGUACGGACAAACAUUUUAAACAGCGGCCCAAGAGUCCUUCCACGUUGAUCCAGCAGCAUCAGGCCUCAUCUCUUAAUGAGGAGCAGGUGGAACUCACUCCUGAGGACGAACUAUCCUUCCGAGUCAAUAGUCUUGCUAUUCAAGGAAGAGCCUCAUUUGUUUCCCGCCACCACAGUAUUGAUGUCAAAGAUGCAACAGGGAUCCUGAAAGCACUGGAAAACAUGUCAGGAAACGAAAGCAGGCCAGGAGGCGGAAGACGAGGCUUUGGUCGAAAAAUGUCGUACGACAGCGCUGCGAGUUCUUUGCAUUCUGCUUCUCACCCAAACUUGCACCAAGACAGCCUCGCCUUCCACCGUGAGUCCAGUCCUGUGGACGAAGACUCCUCCGACAGUCUGAGACAGCUGAACGUUUCCAGUCUCCAAAAUGUGGUGCGUUUGCGAAACAUUGGAAUCAACCAUUACAGUUCUGACUCACAGUUGCUGCAGUUCGGUGGUCGAGACAAAACAUUGAAGAGCGGAUCGGGACAAGAAAGGCAGAAAGGGAACAGCAGAGCCUCCACUCUGUCGGGCUCUAGGGAGUCAUUAGAGAGCUGUGUCCAGCGACGGCGUACUGCUGGACUGGAACGGAGAGGUUCGGGAGCUCUUCUUUUGGAUCACAUUGCACACACUCGCCCCGGAUACCUCCCUCCUAUAAACCCCCAUUCCCCCAUACCGGAUAUUGGGUCCAAGUCAAGCUCUUCUUAUUCUUUCAUUGACGGUAAAAAGACGAUGAGCGGUGGUCUAAUGGGACCAAAGCCUGUUUUACCAUGUGCUCCUGUUUUCCCGCAGGAUCUAAAGGCUCAGAAAAUGCUCUGGAGACGCCACUCGAUGCAGAGCGAACAGAUUAAACAGUUGGUCAAUUUUGAAGAAAUCUUUGGUGACUAG